Callorhinchus milii (elephant shark) is the source of this 1341-nucleotide messenger RNA. RefSeq names its product acrosin. The transcript is spliced from 5 exons. Gene Ontology annotation, molecular function: serine-type endopeptidase activity. The coding region runs from base 164 to 1270 and encodes 368 amino acids. Gene Ontology annotation, biological process: proteolysis. The record is from RefSeq and is a predicted model, not a curated record. Lineage: Eukaryota; Metazoa; Chordata; Chondrichthyes; Chimaeriformes; Callorhinchidae.
CUCCAGCCCUUAGAAAACAACCCACUUCACUCUCUUACAGGGACCAUUUCUGCUCAGAGACAUUAUGAAGUGGAUCCGCUGCGAAUUUUCGUCAUAAUACGCCACUCGGUGACGUUCGCUAAAGGUUUCUUACGCUCAGCUGCUUUGGCCAAAUGAAGUCUGGAUGAUGCACACAAACUCCCACCUGCAUUUCAGCCAUGUCCCUCUGUCCUGUGCUGUCCUGUGGUCGAUUCUCCUGAUUUUAGCGAAUGGAGAAACGAAUAUACAGUGCGGGACGAGCGCUGUGGUGGUUCGGGCCAGCUAUUCGCGGAUCGUGGGGGGCAAAGACGCCAUCACGGGUGCCUGGCCCUGGCAGGUCAGUCUCCAGCUGGGGAGGAGCCAUCAGCAUGUGUGCGGAGCCUCGAUCAUCAGCGACUGGUGGCUGAUCUCAGCCGCUCACUGCUUCGGCACCUACAAAAGGAAGACGGCCUGGCGGGCAUCUCUGGGGCUGCGAGACCAGUGGAAGCCAGACAGCUGGACAGUGGUGAGAGACAUCGACGCCCUCAUCAUCCACGAGAACUACUCCAACAUCAACAACGACGUAGCCUUGCUCCGCGUGGACAAGGCCAUCGAGUUCGGGGAGAACAUCCGGCCGGUGUGUUUACCCUCCCAGGGCGAGGCUGUGGAGAACACCUGGAAAGGCUGUCACGUCACCGGCUGGGGACGGAUGGAGAAAGGAACCAGCGCCCAUAUCCUGCAGGAGGCGGCUGUUAACAUCAUUCCCACGGCGACAUGCCAGCAGCCCGAUUGGUACGGGAGGCUGGUCAACGAGAACAUGGUGUGCGCUGGGUUUGCAGGAGGAGGGAUCGAUGCUUGUCAGGGUGAUAGCGGGGGACCCCUGUCGUGCCGACACAAACACACGGAGCGCUUUUACCUGGUGGGGUUGGUGAGCUGGGGGCAGGGCUGUGCCGAGCGCUUCCGGCCCGGAGUGUACACUCGCACCAGCAACUACAUCAACUGGAUCAACAAGAAGACAAGUCGUUUCUCUGCUUCAGACCCGGAGCAAGAACCAGAGCGAGAGUCGGAGAGGGAACCGGAACACCCCCACGUCAUGCACCAGGACACCAGCGGCGGCACCUGGGCCAACGCACACCAGACCAACAAAGCCUCCGCAACUGUCUACCCCCAGGGGACACCCACCGCCACCCAACCUUCGUCCACCCGCACUGCACAGCCCCCCACCCUCCUCACCGCCACCAUCUUCGCCUCGCUUCUCCUCUGUCACCUCUAGGUGCUUUUAAGCUAAGAAAAGAAAUGUUUAUAAGAAAUACCUCCUUUCCCUUCCACCCCCACCCUCACGCC